Molecule: messenger RNA, 1794 nt
Organism: Scleropages formosus (Asian bonytongue)
Lineage: Eukaryota; Metazoa; Chordata; Actinopteri; Osteoglossiformes; Osteoglossidae
Gene: gdi2
Product: GDP dissociation inhibitor 2
Exons: 11
Coding region: 87-1427 (446 amino acids)
Biological process (GO): vesicle-mediated transport; protein transport; small GTPase-mediated signal transduction
Cellular component (GO): cytoplasm
Molecular function (GO): Rab GDP-dissociation inhibitor activity
Source: RefSeq, a predicted model, not a curated record
GCGGGGCCGGGCCACAAGGCUCCUUCACUGCGACUCUGUUCUCCAUUUUCUUCCGAGCGAAAGAAUAGAAGGAAUCAGCAGUGAAAAUGAACGAAGAAUACGAUGUUAUUGUUCUGGGCACCGGCCUUACGGAGUGUAUCCUGUCAGGCAUCAUGUCUGUUAAGGGCAAGAAGGUACUGCACAUGGACCGCAACUCAUACUACGGAGCAGAGAGCGCCUCUAUAACCCCGCUAGAGGAUCUGUACAAGCGGUUUAAUAUCCCUGGAACGCCACCUGAGUCUAUGGGGAAGGGAAGAGAUUGGAAUGUGGACCUCAUACCCAAGUUCCUCAUGGCCAAUGGUCAGUUAGUUCGGAUGCUGCUGAUCACACAGGUCACACGGUACCUGGACUUCAAGGUCAUUGAGGGCAGCUUUGUCUACAAGAAGGGCAGCAUCUACAAAGUGCCCUCCACUGAAGCGGAAGCACUCGCCUCUAGUCUGAUGGGGCUUUUUGAGAAGAGAAGGUUCAGGAAGUUCUUGGUGUUUGUUGCCAAUUUUGACCAAAAUGAUCCAAAAACACUUGAGGGCGUUGACCCAACAAAGACAACCAUGCGUGAAGUUUACAAGAAGUUUGACCUGGGCCAGGAUGUGAUUGACUUCACGGGCCAUGCCCUUGCCCUCUACAGGACAGAUGACUAUUUGGACCACCCGUGCCUGGAUACAAUCAACAGGAUCAAACUAUACAGCGAGUCUCUGGCCAGAUAUGGCAAGAGCCCGUACCUGUACCCACUGUAUGGGCUAGGGGAGCUGCCCCAGGGCUUUGCAAGGCUAAGUGCCAUUUAUGGAGGAACCUAUAUGUUGAACAAGCCCAUCGAGGAAAUUGUCAUGGAGAAUGGAAAGAUUGUGGGAGUGAAGUCAGAGGGAGAGAUUGCUCGCUGCAAGCAACUGAUCUGUGACCCCAGCUAUGUAAUGGACCACGUGACCAAAGUUGGUCAGGUCAUCCGGGUCAUUUGCAUCAUGAACCACCCAAUUAAGAACACCAGUGAUGCAAACUCCUGCCAGAUCAUCAUUCCCCAGAACCAGGUCAAUAGGAAACAUGACAUCUACGUGUGCAUGAUAUCCUAUGCACAUAACGUGGCCGCACAGGGCAAGUAUGUGGCCAUCGUGAGCACCACUGUGGAGACCAGUGACCCAGAGAAAGAGAUUAAACCUGCUCUGGAUCUACUUGAGCCUGUGGAGCAGAAGUUUGUGAGCAUCAGUGAUCAAUACAAGCCAACUGAUUUGGGUAGAGAGAGUCAGAUCUUCAUCUCUCGUUCCUAUGAUGCCACCACACACUUUGAAACAACCUGUGAUGACAUCAAGGACAUCUACAAGCGUAUGACAGGCACAGACUUUGACUUUGCUGAGAUGGAACGGAAGAAGAAUGAUGUUUUUGGUGAUGAUCAGUAGCAAAAAUGAAGGCACAGGCCCAGUUGUCAUAUGCAUCUAAAUGAAAGCAAUUGUACAGUGCUGGCUAACAAUCCAAGUUAUCUUCUGCCCGUUAUGGAAGCUAAGAAUUUCAGUAUACCCUUUUGUUGAAGGCAUGAGGUUGGGGCUGCUUUUUUAUAAUCACGUUUUGAUGAGCAUGGGGUUGAAAGAUAGCAAGUGUCCAGUAUUUGUCAACAUUAUGUAACCUUUUUUCCCCCUGAUAAGAGGGUCUCCAAAUAUAUCAAAUCAGUUUUAUCCAAAUGGUUAUGCAAAGGAUUAUUCAGCACUAAAAAUAGUAUUUUUACUUUGGUAAAUUCUGUACAAAAUUGAAAUAAAGUUGUCAGGUUUG